CUUCAGUCAAUACUAUAGAACAAGUCCCAAGUCGGCAGACACUGAGCCAUGGCGGCAGUCGGGGGUAUGCUCGCCUCUGCCGUCAUCAAGGUGGUGAUUGGACAGAUCGGUUCCGCCAUCGGAGGCGAAAUCAAGCUGCACUGGAACAUGAAGAAGGAUCUCGAGAAUAUGAAGAUGACACUGGAGUCGGUAGAGGCCGUGCUCAGCGACGCCGAGGUGCUGUCUGUCAUGGAUAACUCGGCGCUUCUGUGGCUGAAGCGGCUCAAGGACGCCAUGUACGACAUCUCCGACAUGCUUGAUGACUUCGAAGCUGACACCGACCUGUGGGCAGCUACGAUGAAUAAGAUUAAGAUGCCACGUAAGAUGAAGAAGAUGCAAAAGCGCCUACAAAAGAUAGCAGAUGACCGUAACAAUUAUCGUGUUCUACCAGAAACACGCAGCGAGGUGAAGCAAGUUCCUCAUACCCGGGAGACAGCAGGGAAUGUGGAGGAAGCAGAAAUCAUUGGAAGGACCCAUGAAAAACUGCAAAUCUUGGCCUGUAUAUCAGCGACCACCACUAAAGAAACCACCAUCUUUCCCAUAUGUGGCAUUGGAGGCAUUGGAAAAACCACCUUGGCAAGAUUAGUUUUCAAUGAUUCUGAGUUCGAAAAAUACUUUAAGGUGUGGGUCUAUGUGUCCCAGAAAUUUGAACUGAAAAAGAUUGGCAACACCAUAAUAUCACAACUAUCACCGGGGAGCCUGGUAUCUGAUGAUUUUCAUAGUAUUCAGACUCGUCUUCGAGAUCUGUUUAGCGGUGAGAAGAUCCUGAUCAUUUUGGAUGAUCUGUGGGAGAGGGAUCCUUCUCACCUACAAGAAUUAAAGGCUAUGCUGAAGCAGGGUCAGCGGAGCAAGGUGCUGGUUGUGGUUACCACACGCGAGAAAACCAUUGCACAAGAAAUUGGUACUGUUGAUCCAUUCGAAUUACCUCCCUUGUCAGAAGAGAUGUGCUGGGAUAUAAUAAAAGUGAAAAGUAUGUUCAAAACAAGGCAGGACAAAGAGCGCUUGGAACCUAUUGGGAAGGAAAUUGCAAAGAAAUGCGGAGGUGUGGCUUUAGCUGCUCAAUCACUUGGACACAUCCUGAAAUCCAAGACAUAUGAUGUAUGGGAUUCCAUCAGAUCCAACCAUAUUUGGAAUCUUUCUGUGUCCAAAGAAACAUCGUCUACACAUGAAGUGCUUGCAUCCUUGUUGUUAAGCUACAACUUCAUGCCUCCACACUUGAAGUUAUGCUUUGCUUAUUGUGCAAUCUUUCCAAAAGGAGACAACAUGAUUAGUGAAGAUCUCAUUCAUCAAUGGAUUGCCCUUGGAUUCAUGGAACCAUCUAGUACAUUCUCUACCUGGCAGCUCGGUGAGAGUUAUAUUACUAAGCUUCUGGAGAUGUCAUUUCUUCAACAUUCAAAGAUUAACGACAGGCAUUUCAUUCAUAGAAGUGAUGCUAAGAGGUUCAUUAUGCAUGACCUGGUGCAUGACCUCGCAAGAUCAGUCAUGGUUGAUGAAUACAACUUAGAAGGACCCAACUGCCGCUAUGCAUGGCUGACAGAUUGUUUGAAGCCCUUAAAGUCAUCCACAAAUUCACCUGCAAAAAUAAAAGCGCUGCAUAUAGACAGCGUUUUGAACAGUGAUGCAUUUUCACCAGGGAAGCACGUCCGUGUCUUAGAUCUUAGAAGAACCUGUUGGCAUGAUUUGAUGGUUUCUAUUGGUGAAUUCAAGCAGUUGAGGUAUCUUAGCUUUAGAUGUGGCAACGCUCCAAUUAAUUCCAGGGGUAUCGGUAUGCUCUUAAAGUUGAAUUAUCUUAGAAUUUCUUCCAGCAGUCUGAGAGUACUGCCAGAGUCGAUUGGUGAACUGAAAGGUCUGAUGCAUCUUGACUUAUCAGGUUGUGGCCGCUUAAAAGAGCUCCCAUUGUCAUUUGUGAAGAUCAUAGAGUUGGUAUAUCUGGAUUUAGGUGGCUGCGGUGGUCUUUCAGGAAUACCCAAAGCUUUGGGUGGCCUAACCAAACUCCAGCAUUUGGAUUUAUCUGCAUGUCAAAAUCUCAGAGGGCUGCCAGAUGCCAUCGACAAUCUCACUGCACUCCGGUACUUAAAUCUAGCAUGGUGCUUGCAAUAUAUCUUUAACGACUCAAGGGAUCAAAGUGAGAGUUUCAUUGACCGUAUAUGCACCCUUCCCAAUAUGGAGCACCUGGAUUUGUCUAGGAAUGAUUAUCCUCUUAUAAUACCAGAUAGUGCAAGCCACCUGAGCAAGCUGGUGCUCGAUGAAUGCCGCCAAAUUAUUAGGCUUCCAGAGUGUGUCGAUAAAAUUCAUUUUGGCGACUCAGCUGUCACGUUGCUGCAAUCUUUUGUGUACGCAGGUGACACUAGCAGUGACAUUAAUUUGCUUAAGCAUGCAAGUCAUUUUGGGCUGAAAAUCUGGCUGCUUGAAGAUGUGAAGUACCCCGAAGAGGCACGCAGUAUAAAUCUAAGUGAGAAACAUACCAUCCUAGAAUCGAGGUUUGAGUGUUCCAAGGGUGCAGAUAGAUCUGUGGAUGACAUGGAGUUGCUGACGGAGUUAGUCCCACCAACAACUUUGGUGACAUUUGAAAUGAAGGGUUACUGCAGUGUUGGCUUUCCAGACUGGGUAAUGAGUAUUAGCAACCAUAUCCCUAAUCUUGCCAAGUUGAUGAUGGGGGAUUUGCCAAACUGCAAGAGCCUGCCGCCCCUUGGCCAACUACCAAACCUCAGAUUGAUUAUUCUCGACAAUAUGGAAAGGCUGGAAGAAUGGGACACAUCAUACUUGAGUGGUGAGGACAGUGUGAAUGAGCUUGAAGAAGUGAAGAUAGAAAAUUGCCCCAAGUUGAGGAUAAGACCACACCUUCCAAGGGCCGCAUCUUGGUAUAUAAUGAAUAGCGAUAAUGUGCUCCUACCACAGCGGGAGAGCAUGCCAGAUAUUGAUUGUCUGACAGUGACAGCUGGAGACAGCGACAUGCCUCUUCAUCAGUGGGGUUUUCUUCACCACCUACUCUCCCUCAGGGAGUUAAGACUUGUUGAAUGCAGUAACAUCAAUUUGACGAUCUCUCCAGAUAUAUGCGGGGCCCUCCAUUCCCUUCAGGUACUGUCAAUAUGGGACCCCGUGAAGCUAGAGGAAUUGCCCAAUAACAUGAGGCAACUCACAAAGCUACAAUCAUUAACUUUGGAAGAAUGUCCUAGCUUGAGACAGCUGCCAGAAUGGAUAGGAGAACUCGUGUCGCUCAGGAAACUUAGAAUGGAGGCCUGCAGUGCCAUCAUCACUCUGCCAGACAGCAUGCAACAGCUCACAAACCUCCAGGAAUUGAAAAUAAGCACCUGCGACCCUGAGUUAGCGAAGUGGUAUAACGUAGAGGAGAACCGGAGGAAGCUUGCUCACAUAGAACAAAAGGUACAUGCCCUGCCAUAA
This is a messenger RNA of Lolium rigidum, 3441 nucleotides long. Its product is annotated as putative disease resistance protein RGA4. The record is from RefSeq and is a predicted model, not a curated record. The transcript has 3 exons. Bases 49 to 3441 code for a protein of 1130 amino acids. Gene Ontology annotation, molecular function: ADP binding; protein binding. Lineage: Eukaryota; Viridiplantae; Streptophyta; Magnoliopsida; Poales; Poaceae. Gene Ontology annotation, biological process: defense response to fungus.